CCAUUUUCAAUAGCCUCAGGGGUUCGAACUUCGAAGGGAAGUGAGAUUGUGUUUCAGAGAAACCAAACAUGGCAGCUUCGGUCGCUACUGGAAGAUCCAAUCUAGUGCGUGCGAUUUGCCGGCGUUCGAAGUUUUCUUCCUCGGGGACAAGAAGUUUCUCAAUGCCACUACGUCCAUCCAAUUCCGUCCCUCGUCGGACUCAAAUGCCCCCUCAUCCUCUUUCUCCAAGGUUGCUUCGAAGACAACUAAGCUCUCUUCAACCCGUCCACUCCGCAGUAGCUUCCGCUUGCCUUGUCUCCAAGCUCCCCAGUGAAGCCAGCACCUCCACCGAAGGUCAAUUUGUGAACUACCUCAGUCCAAUUUAGAACUGAGUGAAUGGCAAGAUCAAGAAUUUGUUCUUACUUUUGUCGUUGACUGAUUAGUUCUUCUCAUAAGUUGGAGUUCGAAUUUUCCUACCUUAAUUGCUUGACAUGCCUUUUAACUUUCUUUUACUAAAUAGCAACCCGUCGAUGAUCUAUUUCUUUAGAUUCUCCUACUUUUGAUAAACUUGAUUUAAGUUUGAUGAGUGAAUCUAUGUUUUCCUGUUAUUUUCGAUUAUUACCAUAUGAAUCAUUUGGGAAAGCAAUAAAUCAAAAUUUGGAAUUUGUUCUUGAUGGAAGAUGCUAAUAUGCUGUUUCAAACUAUACAUAAUGACAAGAAUUUUGCAAGUAAAUGGAAAAAAAAAAAGGAAAAUAUUUUUAAAUUUCCUAUUCAAGGAAAGAAAAACUUGAGCAUUAGAACUUUUGAAUGGCUAUGGCUUAUUAGAGAGAAUCACAUAAGGGAUAUUUGGAUGUAUUUUGCGCUUUUGAACCUAAAAUGUCGGCCAGACAGUUUGAGCACCCACGGAUCAAUAGUGACUUUGUUGUGUUGUUUAUUUUAUUUUGGUUUUGUACCUGAUUCAUUGCUUGCUUUUAUUACAUGGCUGGCUUUGCUAGUUACUGGGGAAAUGAAUUCGCAACUUUUCUUUC
This is a messenger RNA of Juglans microcarpa x Juglans regia, 1007 nucleotides long. RefSeq lists its product as uncharacterized. NCBI's taxonomy places the organism in Eukaryota, Viridiplantae, Streptophyta, Magnoliopsida, Fagales, Juglandaceae. The record is from RefSeq and is a predicted model, not a curated record. The transcript is spliced from 3 exons. The coding region runs from base 69 to 365 and encodes 98 amino acids.